This is a messenger RNA of Neltuma alba, 2766 nucleotides long. Its product is annotated as protein phosphatase 2C 50. The transcript has 4 exons. The coding region runs from base 412 to 1980 and encodes 522 amino acids. Gene Ontology annotation, biological process: protein dephosphorylation. Gene Ontology annotation, molecular function: protein serine/threonine phosphatase activity; cation binding. Lineage: Eukaryota; Viridiplantae; Streptophyta; Magnoliopsida; Fabales; Fabaceae. The record is from RefSeq and is a predicted model, not a curated record.
UCUUUUUUAAAUAAUUCAGCUCUUGAGUCAUCUUUUGCCUUUGCCAUUUCAGAAAUAAGAGGUUUGGUAAGGAGGUGGAAGUGUCAGAUUUUGGGAGCUUCACUUGUUCAUCAUUGUUUGGCUGGUCGAAUUUCAAAAUAGAAAUCUAUAGGUUUUCUAUUUCUAGCAUCUAGCUUCGCUGUGUCAACAAUAGUUUUUUGAACUUAGAUGCUUAAAUAACGAAAUUUUAAAUGGGUUUUUUGUUAUAAGCUCCUACUGUAAUUUCUUGCCGUCUAGGUGUCUGUUUCUUUGUCGGAAUGAAACCAUGUUCUAUAAAAGAGGCUUGUGAAAAAGGAUGGAGAAAAAGUAGGUAAAAGCUGGCAGAUUAUAUAGAAUCCUAGAAGGAGUGAGAGGAUAAAAGCUAUUGCUACAAUGCAAAGCAAGGCUAUGGAGGAAAUAUCCUCUACUGUUGCAGUGCCAUUUACACUUGGGAAGUUGACUCAGGAGUCAUCAGUAACAACCCACAUGGAGAUAUCUGGGUUGAAGCUUAUGGCUAAUACAGCAGCUUUGAUUUUGAAUCCUGCAAUGGGGGAUUGUGAAAAUCAAAGGGGUUUAAGUUCACAACAUCAGAUUACUGUAUCUGCAGAAAAAAAGGAGAAUCAAGUUGGAGAUGCUCUUGUGUCAGAUUUGACUAUUGAACGUCACAGAAGAUGGAUUGGGAAUGAAACCAACAAUCAGAAAAGCGACGAUGAUGAUUUUCAUUGUCCAAAUGAUUCAAGCUCUCAAAUUGUUGCAGGGGACCAAUCUUCAACUUUAAGAACUAAUUGUUCUGAGAUUGAUCCACCAAUUAGUACCAUCGAGGUUGAAGAACAUAUAGCACUAAAGCCAGUGCAGAAAGUGGUCUCUGUUGAAGUGGAUAUUGAGAUUUAUGAUGGCAGCGGAUCAGAUGGGUGUGAUUCUAAACCAUCAGAUUCGCUUCUUGCGAUGUCAGAGGAGAAAAUAUGCAGGAGCCACCCGAAUGGAUUAGAAAUGAAUAGUGGGGCCCUUUGGGGAUUUUCAUCAAUCUGUGGAAGGAGAGAUGAGAUGGAAGAUGCUAUUGCAGUUGAGCCUCAAUUCUUGCAAGUUCCUUCACAGAUGCUAAUGGAAAACCAUGUGACUGAAAACCCAAGAUACUCAGAAGCCCACUUUUUUGGUGUCUAUGAUGGACAUGGGGGAUGCCAGGUUGCUAACUACUGUCGGGAACGUCUCCAUUCAGUGUUGAUUGAGGAGCUAGAUGCUGCCAGAACAAGCUUGGGAGACAACUGGCAGGAGCACUGGAGGAAAGCAUUCUGCAAGUGUUUCCAGAAAGUUGAUGAUGAAGUUGACGGAAAAAGUGAAGCUAAUAAUGAAGAUAACAAUCAUGGAUCUAAGCCUAGCUCUGAACCUCUUGCUCCUGAAACUGUUGGUUCUACUGCAGUGGUAGCCAUUUUAAGUCAAACCCACAUAAUAGUGGCAAAUUGUGGGGAUUCAAGAGCAGUCUUGUGUCGCGGAAAAGAAGCCAUUCCAUUGUCUACUGACCACAAACCAAAUAGGGAUGAUGAGUGGGCAAGAAUAGAAGCUGCAGGAGGAAGGAUUAUACAGUGGAAUGGGUACAGAGUUCUAGGGGUUUUGGCAGUGUCAAGGUCCAUAGGUGACAGAUAUUUGAAACCAUGGAUAAUUCCUGAACCAGAAAUAGAGUUUAUCCUUAGAGAGAAAAAUGACGAGUGCCUUAUUAUAGCCAGUGAUGGUCUAUGGGAUGUCAUGACAAAUGAAGAAGCCUGCCAGGCUGCAAGAAACAGGAUUCUUCUUUGGCACAAAAAGUAUGCCAAUGGCAACAACAAAGGAUCUGCUGAACAAGAUCCUGCAGCUCAGUUUGCUGCAGAGUAUCUAUCCAGACUUGCCCUUCAAAGGGGAAGUAAAGAUAACAUAUCUGUUAUUGUGGUAGACUUGAAGGCACAAAGAAAAUUUAAGACAAAGGCAUAAACAUAUCUACCUAUCAUCUCUUAGAAGAUGAUGAAUAAGUAGAACAAACUAAAAAUGAAUACAUAGAACUAUGGCAGAAAUGGAUCCUGCAUUAAAAACGUGGGAUAUGAAGAGUUCCUCUUCUGAAAGAGGUUGAGGAUUUUCAUUGUUAGAUUUACUUUAUGGCUGUGUUUGGCAUAUGAAAAUGGGAUUUGAGGAAAGGGAAAAGAUGAUAGAAAGUAUUUUUAGUUGUAUUAAGUUUGACAAAAGCUUCUUAUAUUUAUGGGAGAGAGCUUUCUCAUUCUCCUUUCCUUUCCUAUUCCCAUUUAUGCCAAACUAGCCUGGAGAUUCUCAUAUUUCUGAUUAAAAAGGGUGUUGCUAUUGAAAGUAAUACCUUCAAAGAGAUCAAUCUUAUUUUACUAUUGGAUUUGUAUCUUUGCCAAGAUAAUUUGCAUUAUAUCAUCUGACUUUAGGAGCUCUCCAAAGAAUGAUACAAGUCCAACGGUAAAGGACUUCCAGAAUGAGAAUCUCAAAGUAUAUCUUAUAAUGGAAACAGAAAGCACUCAAUUUCUUGAGAGUUCUUUUCAUAUAACUGUUCAAAUAUGUGUUUGACAUUCUUCAAUGUCUAUUCAUGUUUAGUUUAUUCUUUUCUUUUUUUUUUCCAGGGAAAUAUUGUCUACAUUAGUUGGUAGCAUAUCUAGCCCCUCAUUUUUAUACCAGGGCUAAGUCACCUAUGUAUUGUGUACAGAUUUGCAGUGGGAAACAUUGUCUACAUCAGAAUAUUAAAUUUAUUUCUUUCCUCAAAAA